Molecule: messenger RNA, 1158 nt
Organism: Ectocarpus sp. CCAP 1310/34
Lineage: Eukaryota; Phaeophyceae; Ectocarpales; Ectocarpaceae
Source: the annotation of a GenBank genome assembly
AUGGCCGAAAUCGCGCCUCAAAUUCUCGCCGUGGCUUCGGCCGUGCGCCUUGCGAUGCAGCCGAACGCCACGCCGGUUGCUUCAGCAGCGACGGCGGCAGCAGCGGUUUCAGCGGCCCUUCCGAGCGGGGACGUCGACGAACAACAACCGCCGGCUCACGCCAGCACCGGCAGCGCGGUGGCGGUGGCGGCCGGUCGGGCGGAUGCAGCAGUGCUGUUGGGGGUGAACGCGAGCGCCGACGUACCCUUGGCUCCCAUCUUUCACGGAGGCGCGUUGCUUGCGGGCGGCGGCGGCGGCGGCGGCGGCAGCAGCCCCCGCGGCGAUGUCGGUGGAGGCGGCGAAUCUGCAGCGGGCGCCCCCGCCGUCGGGAGUGGUGAUGGUGACGGCCUGGGCGGCUGGGACAGCACCGGAGGCGGGAGGAGCGCCGUCAGCGCUGCAGUUCCCCGACAGAUGAGCGCCGAGGUACAAGAGGCGGUAGUGGCGGCAGAGGGCAGAGGUGCGGAGGCGGUCAGCGGAGAGGGAGGAGAAGGCGGAUCUGAGGCAAGGGGCCGGGCAGGCGAGAGGGCCGGUGGGGAUGCCGUGCGAGGAGAAGGCGCAGGCACGGGACUCGAGAGGCUAGGGGGUCGGUAUGGAGCCAUCGACCACCCUCCCACCGGAUGGCGCAACUCUUCUUCUCCGCACGCACACUUGGAAGGGCUCCUGCAGGGCGCCACCGGCGAUGGGUUUCGGGUCAGGGCACUCUCGCGCUCAGCUCCCGCGGUGGCUGAUGCCGUCGACCAGGCGGUGGGUGCGGCCGACCGUUCGGUUUCUCACGCACGCUCCCCGGCGGGUGUAGCAGCAGCAGCAGGAGCAACGGGACCGGUGGACUCGAACAUCGGUCCGAUCCCAGUUCGCUCCAUCUUUGCGGCAGCUCCGGUACCGGAGAGCGGCGACGGUGCAGGCUUUUCUGCCCCCUCUUCCAUUGGAAGCCUCAGCAGCGAGGAAGGGGUCGCCGGCGAUGGGUCCGGUGACGGGGCAGGCAGUGGAUUGGCUGACCCACAAAUAGCAAGCAUCCCCGAGGCGGAAGAGGAUGAAGGAGGCGGUGAUGGGUGGGAGUGGGGCUGGGAGUUGGAUGGAGAUGACGGGGACUGCAGUGCGGCUGUGGGGUUCGGUACGUAG